ACCCAUUACAUAUUCGCACAAGUGUCGACAGACCUGAGAAUUACCAUUUCUUCAAUAAUCAGCUAUGGACGCAGAUGACAAUAAGCAUCCCCCAAACAACCCUCCGCAGGGAGACACUACAUCCGAAGGUGGUUUUGGUGGCGACCCAUUCUCAGAUGUCAAUCAGCGAGGUUCCGACAAGUACAGCCGUGGUCAACUUGGUCAGGGGAUGGUUGAGGAGUCACAAGCCCCGUCUGCUGAAUUGGAUGAGCAACGAAACAUGCAAGUCGCGAAUUCCGGUGAUAGCUUGAAUCCGUACGGCGAGAUCCCUCAAGAGCCUUUUACUGAAUGCGGAACGGAGGAUCAAGGUAGGGAGACAUUUGAGAAUGCGAGGGGCACAGCUGCAGUGCAGGAUGACCGUGGACGUCAAGAGUAA
Molecule: messenger RNA, 415 nt
Organism: Dacryopinax primogenitus
Lineage: Eukaryota; Fungi; Basidiomycota; Dacrymycetes; Dacrymycetales; Dacrymycetaceae
Exons: 3
Coding region: 65-415 (116 amino acids)
Source: RefSeq, a predicted model, not a curated record